CUCACGGAGGCAGCAUGAAGCAUCGAUCUUCUCAACGAGGCAGUGGCCAUGGCAGAGGACGAGGGCCUCCUAGAGGCCCCUUUAGAGGAAAGGGCAGUCGUGGUCCCGUUAAGGAAGACCGGCCGCCACCACUCUGUGAUGAGGACGCUACUACUAUGGCGUGUCGAGCUUUCAUGACGGGAGAUUGCCCUCGGGGAAGCGACUGCAGGUUCGUUCACUAUGUGAAGAGAUUACAUGAAGUCGUUGAUGCCCAUUCCGAUGGGAAAUGCAUAAAUGCCGUUAUACUCAUUGAUGACACUCUUUUCACUGGUGGCUCCGAUGGUAAACUACGCACAUGGAAGGCAGUACCAACGCCUGCUGGUCACAUUGAAUUAACUCCCGAUCUCAUCGUUGACACGGAUGGGCAACCAGUGAUGUCGGUUUACUUCGAACCCACCCGAAACGAGGCCGGCAACAUCACCAACGGAGGUGUUAUGUUCUGCGGACUUGAAGAUGGUCGAGUUAGAGUUUUCGACAAGACCACGGGUGCACAGUUCGACCUGCUUGGUCAUGCUAAGGCCGUGCAUAGUCUUGGGGUCCUGCAAGGGAUACUGGUAACUUCAUCGUGGGAUGGUACGGUACGGCUGUGGACGCCCAAGGACGGGACUUAUCAGAAUACUCAUACCAUUGAGAUUGGCUAUCCAGUCAAGUGCAUGACGAUAGCAGAGCAGACGAUGUGGAUCGGUGGUGUAUGCGGUAUUACUGGUAUCAGUAUAGUAGACCUCACCAUACAGGGUCGGAUAGAUACCCAAAGUCCCGUUAUGAAUAUGCUAAUAUAUGAGAAUCAUGUUGUUGCCAUAACCUUGGACGGCAAGUUGUUUGUGUUCGACCCGAAUGGCAACGAGACCGCCAGUAUGGACUGUGCUCUGCACUACGUCAACAACGGUGAGAAGCUCCGGAAGCCCUGUUGUAAUUCCUGUCUCGAUGGAGUCAUCAUUAAUGGUCAACCCGCACUGUUGGUCGGGCAAAUGAAUGGUAGCAUACGGGCAUAUAGUCUGCCGACAUUGAAGCCGAUACUGUGGUGGCAAACGGCUAUGCAGAGGAGAAACGCGGAUGUCCGUAUCGUGAAGUCUCUUGUUAAUACCAACCUAUUCAUAACGGGAUGUGCCGAUGGAAGUUUGUCGUUAUGGCAGUGGCAAAACAUUGGCUGAGUUUCUCUUCCUCUUCUCAUACCCUUU
Perkinsus marinus ATCC 50983 is the source of this 1217-nucleotide messenger RNA. RefSeq lists its product as hypothetical. Lineage: Eukaryota; Perkinsozoa; Perkinsida; Perkinsidae. Gene Ontology annotation, molecular function: protein binding; metal ion binding. The record is from RefSeq and is a predicted model, not a curated record. The transcript is spliced from 13 exons. The coding region runs from base 15 to 1190 and encodes 391 amino acids.